Molecule: messenger RNA, 3105 nt
Organism: Thecamonas trahens ATCC 50062
Lineage: Eukaryota; Apusomonadida; Apusomonadidae
Exons: 1
Coding region: 1-3105 (1034 amino acids)
Biological process (GO): cyclic nucleotide biosynthetic process; intracellular signal transduction
Source: RefSeq, a predicted model, not a curated record
AUGCAAGAGGAGUACGACUUUGUCGAGACGCUGAAGGAGGAGUCGGUCAGAGUCACCCGCAUUGGCCUUGGCAUCGUAGCGUUCAUUGCCGCUCUUUUUGGGAUCGUUCAUUUUGCGUACCAGACCGACAUUGCCGUUCGAGUCGGGCCGCCGUCGCUCGCCCUCGCGCUGUUUCUUGCUGUCACUGUAUGCCUUCCCAGCGCCAUCAUCAUCGCGUGGAUGAGGCCGAUUGUGGCCGCGACUGCCGGUUUCAUCCUGCUUGUUUUCCUCAUCACCAAGCACUCGGCGGAGGAUCUGGGUCCCUCGCCUGGUCUUAUUGUCCUCACCGCCGGCAUCUACUUGGUGGCGCCUCUCAUUUAUGCCGAGCGUGUGGUUGUGGCAUGGACAGUUUGCAUCAUCUUUGCGUUGACGCUAGCUGUGUGGGGCGAAGGAAACGCCGGUAUCCGGAUCGGCGCGUCGUUUUCGAGCCUGGUAGCUUCGCUUUUGGGCAUGAUCGGGACGUACCUUCCGUCGCGCGCGCUCCGGACCUCAUUUCUCACCACCCGCCGGCUCGUUGCCACCAACGACCUGCUCAACGCCGAGUCGGUCAAGCAAGAGGCCAUCCUUAACAAUCUGCUUCCGGCUGACGUCGGAGCCGAGCUGAAGCAGAGUGCAAACAUUGGCGCCAGCUUGACACGGUCCUACGUUGAGGCGUCGGCGCCGCUUUCGCAGCGGCAUAACUACGUCACGGUGCUCUUUGCCGAUGUGGUCGGCUUUACGGUGCUCUCACAGUCGAUGUCGGCUCGCAAGCUUGUCGACGCUCUCGACGACUUGUUUGCUCGGUUUGACGCCGUCACUACCACGCUUGGUCUGGAGAAGAUCAAGACCAUUGGCGACUGCUACAUGGCGGCCGGCGGGCUUGGCGCCCGUACCCCCGAAGAGGGUCGCAACGCCACUCGGGCUGUCGCCCGCCUGGCGCUAGCCAUUGUCUCUAUCAUCGACGAGUUUAACGCUGAUCGUGGUACGUCACUCAACAUGCGUGUCGGCCUGCACUCGGGUCCUGUCAUUGGCGGCGUGAUUGGUACACAUCGGUUCUCGCACGACCUCUGGGGUCCAACCGUCGACAUGGCAGCCACUCUCGAGUCGUCAGGCAAGCCCGGCUGUGUCCACGUAUCGGCAGCGUCCGCCGCCAUCCUCGAGUACAUUCCUGGUCCCGGUGAUCCGGUCUCGGCUCGGCGACUCGCACCCGGCGCCACUGCUCCCUCAUCGCUCAAUCAGCUGGCAGUCCGGGACGACCACUACUGGAUUCUGGUCCCUUACAAGCUGUUGCCGCAGCAAAAGCCGUCAAGCACAGGCGUCGUGCGGCGUUCCGAGUCGAUGGCCCAUGACCUGAGAUCAGCCAUGGCAAGUACCGAGGACAUGACGGCACAGGGCGCAGCGCUUCAUGACUUGUUCUUUGCUGACGCUCUGUCGCAGAUGGCGGAUGAUGGUGCCACCACGGUCGACACCUACUUGCUGACCACAAUCGGCGGAGUUGAUCCCGUGCUUGCCGCUGCUCGGAGCUCGAGUCGGACCCCGCGCUCGGCUGUGUCAUCCACCGCCGAGCUUGCGACGCUUGUCUCGCAUUUCACCCAACUUCACGCGUCUGGGGUCGAGACCAUGGGCGAGGAGACAAAGUCCGACAAAGUAUUGCAGACAACGAUCAUGGCGUCGAUGCGUCCAUGGUCGUGUCAUGUGUUCCGUUCCGCGGCUGUCGAGGCCAACUAUCAGCAGCACAUCCGGCGGUUGCGUGUGGUGCGGUUCCGCGAGGCACUGGCGAUGGUGUUGGUGAUGGUGAUCACUUUUGAAGUUGUCGACGUCAUGAUUGGAACCUUUAAUGCUAUGCCGAAGAGGCUGGGAGCGGUUGUAGUCGGCGUCUUUGCUGUGGGUGCGGCUGGCUUUGUUCGCCAUCCGAUCACUGAGACCAAGCACUACUUUAACGUCCUUGCCUCGGCGCUUGUAGUCAUGCUUUGCGUCUCGUUUACAAUGCGGAUCCAGGAGGAGGCCGAGGAUGGCCGUGAAGCGCAGCGGGCAGCCGGCAUUCUCGAUGGCUCGGCUGAGGAGCUGGACCAGACAACCAAGUCGUUUAUCAAUGCUCGGAUGGUGCUCAUUUCGCUUUUCUCGCUCCUCUUUGGCCCGCUGGAGCUGCUUUGGACGCUCAUGCUCCAUGUAGUGCUCCUCUCGGCAUGGCAUCUGUUUGUGAUGGUGGAAGUGCGUUCGCUGCGGUCGUCACUCCUUGGCACAGACGCCUUUCUCUUAGUUAUCUUUGUUGCCGGCGCCAUCGGGGUGGCACAUGCCGAGCGAAUGUCGCGGUACUCGUUUGGGCUCUCUGAGGCAAUGGCGUCACGGGUGGCGGCGGUGGAGGCCAAGCAGAAGCAGACCGAGGGUCUGCUUCUCAACAUCCUUCCGCAGACCAUCUACGACGAGCUUGGCGGCGAGAUCCGCACCAUUGCCCACAAGUACAAGGCAUCAGUGCUGUUUGCGAUUCUCGACGACGUGCCGGACUCGUUGCUCCCCAGCGAGCACCUGUGGCUGCUCAACACCUUUGUUUCGACGGUCGACGCCAUCUGCAAUCAGUACCGUGUGGAGAAGAUCAAGACGGUUGGCACGGUGUACAUGGCUGUAUCAGGCUUGCCAGACAAGAACAAUGACCAUGCUUUGCGGCUUGCUGCGGUAGCGCUGGAGAUCCAGGCGGCGCUCCCGAGGAUCUCGGCGGCCGCGGCGAACUCGCUCGGCCUACCUGGGCUGGCGUUGAGCGUGCGGAUUGGGAUCAACACCGGACAUGUAGUCGGCGGCGUGCUUGGCUCGCUCAAGUCGAUUUUUGAUUGUUUUGGCGACACUGUCAACACUGCGUCGCGCAUGGAGUCGUUUGCGCCGCAAAGCACCAUCCAGAUCUCGACCGCUUGUGCGGCUGCGCUUGACUUGCAGCGUGCGCGACUCCUCCCGCACGUCGACGAUACCAGCUUUGUUACUCUAACCCCUCGCGGGGCAACGCCAAUCAAGGGCAAGGGCAUCAUGCAUCCUCUCAUUCUCUCUGCCCCCGCAUCCGGCGCCGGAACCUUCCUCGAUGCCUGUGCCAGAUUGUGA